Molecule: messenger RNA, 1947 nt
Organism: Penicillium nucicola
Lineage: Eukaryota; Fungi; Ascomycota; Eurotiomycetes; Eurotiales; Aspergillaceae
Product: putative phosphoinositide-specific phospholipase C
Exons: 4
Coding region: 1-1947 (648 amino acids)
Biological process (GO): phosphatidylinositol-mediated signaling; lipid metabolic process
Molecular function (GO): phosphatidylinositol-4,5-bisphosphate phospholipase C activity
Source: RefSeq, a predicted model, not a curated record
AUGGAGAAAGUCGAGGAGAAAGUUGAAGCCCUCGUGGACCGUGCUCGGCAUUUGACACUGCAUCAGUCACCUAAAGAGGAACACACUGUUGAGAAGUUUCACUCGACUGUCGACGAUCAUAUUCAGAAGAUAUACAAGGCGCUUCAGAAGGAUGCGCCGACAACUCGUUAUUUCCUGACGGAGAUUCAACAUGAUACUUCUGCACCAGUUUCUACAGAGGCAGUCUCUGACGCGUUGGCCUCUGUUGACGCUUUCCGGGAAUACAUGAAGAAUGAGAUUUCUUGUGCGAUGGCACCCGAAGAGGCAUUGGAUAUCUCCGCUCCUCUGUCGGAUUACUUUAUCUCUUCUAGUCACAACACGUACUUGACUGGUAAUCAGCUGUACAGUGAUGCCGCUGCUAGUGCUUAUACAUCCGUUCUACUACGUGGCUGUAGAUCCGUUGAGAUCGAUGUCUGGGACGGAGAGCUCUCAACGCCAGACUCGAGCGAUGACGAGAUGAGCAGCGACAGCAGCAGCGACUCCGAAGACCAAGGCCAAUCCUUGGGAAGCAAGCUGCGCGAAAAGGUCAGCUCAAAGUCUGAAAAUCAAGGGAAGUCCACCAAAGAACCCAAGCAGUCAAUGUCCUCCAAGUUGGAAUCAAAAUUGAAUGGAGUGCUUCGCCGCAAGUCUGUCAAGUCACCGCCGAGAGAGGUGAGCGAGGAGACUGGUACAAGUCAGCUUCCGAUUCGAGGCGAGCCUCGCGUGCUACAUGGCCACACUCUCACAAAGGGAGCGACCUUCCGUGAAAUCUGCUAUGCUAUCCGCGAUAGUGCUUUCGUUGCUAGUGACCUUCCUGUGGUUAUCAGUCUUGAAGUGCAUGCGUGUCUGGAACAGCAGCAAAUGAUGGUGGAUAUAAUGCAGGAGGCAUGGAAGGGAAUGCUCAUUGAAGCCCUCCAGGCCGAUGAGAAACUGCCAUCGCUUGCGGAUUUGAGAGGGAAGAUCUUGAUCAAGACCAAGGGGAUACCGCUUAGUGGUGACAAGCCGGGGAAUGAAUCAGAAGAGAGCCUCACUCCGCAACAGUCGACCGAUACGUCUGCGUCGCCCCAGCCGAAGCCACCGAAGCCGUCAAAGAUAUUUGAAGGUCUUGCUCAGAUGGCUGUAUACACUCGCGCGUAUCAUUUCAGCCAUUUCGACCAACCCGAGGCCAAGGUGCCAGUUCAUGUAUUCUCCUUGUCGGAAAAGGCAGCCCGCGAAGCCCACGUCACCCAUCGCGAUGCUCUGUUCGAACACAACCGAGCAGCGAUGAUGCGAAUCUAUCCUUACGCGUUCCGAGUCAACUCAUCGAACCUCGACCCAACAUUCUACUGGCGACGGGGCGCCCAGCUUGUGGCACUAAACUGGCAGAAUCUCGACAAGGGCAUGAUGCUCAAUCAUGGCAUGUUCGUGGGAACCCAUGGGUGGAAACUGAAGCCGUCGGGCUACAGAAGUAGCCAAGCAUCAACCAAUGUAAUCCCCCGCCGCAAAGUCAUCCUCACAAUCGAGGUGUACGCCGCACAAGACCUCUCUCUGCCUCCGGGUGAAAGCAGCGAAAAGGGAUUCAACCCCUAUGUGAACUGCCAGCUCCACGUGGAAGAACCAGAAGGCGAAUUCGCCCCAGAUGCAGACGACGCCAGCUCCGAUACAGAGAAGACCAGCUAUAAGCGCUGCACGAAGAGUUCUUCAGGGAUCAACCCAGACUUCCAAGGCCAGAAAUUGGACUUCCCGACCGUGACGGGAAUAGUCGAGGAAUUGAGCUUCCUACGGUUCAAGAUCAAGGAUGAUGAGAUCGGUCGGGAUGCGUUGGCUGCUUGGGCUUGCAUCCGGCUUGACCGGUUGCGGGAGGGGUAUCGGCUUGUCCAUCUUCAUGAUUGCUCGGGCGAGAAGAAGGGGGGUGUGUUGUUGGUCAAGAUCUCCAAGGUUGUUUCUUAG